AGGGACAACUCCCGACGUUCCUCGGUACAUUUUUACACUUCACAUCCCCACCGCGUGUGUAAGAUUAAGCUACAGUGUGGAUCUUCAUACAUUGUGCCAUUGAAGUUUAUUCGUUCCGUGUACUAAUAUUCUUCUUCAUCUCGUUCUUGAUCUACUUCUACAAACCCCAAUAAACCCCCCGUGGUCGUGAUCUUGAAGAAAAUGCAGUCCGAAGAAGACAACGCACAGGACGAUCUCGGGCAGAUUCAAGAGGAAAGCCAGGACUAUGACGAUGAAGACGAGCAGGUGGAGCAUUCUGAUGCGCACUAUGAAGACGAGCAGGAGCAAGAAGAAUCUGAAGCAGUUUAUUCCGAUGAUGAGGGAAGAAGCCCGAAUGAUGAACAAUCCGAAACGGAAGCGCACAAUGAAGAGAGGACUCCCGUAGCUGCCGUUGCCGAUCGACGCGGUGCUAUUGAGCUAGAAAAAAUCCCUUCGGCAGAAGGCGAAGCGGAACCGUUUUCAACAGCGUCUGCUGGUUUAGCUACUGGCGACGAUGCUGAGGACGAGCGAUUGUUCAAGACCGCCAAAGCGGACGAUGAUGACGCCGAGAUUUAUCUGAACGUGGAUGAUCAUCUGAACGAAGACGAAGAGCCAGACGAAGCUGCCAGCCUGGUGCCCAGCACGACCGAGUCUCUCGACCCGACUACGAAGGCAGAGAACUUCUACCGAGAAGACUUCUCCACGCCCGCAGAUCUCGCGGCCAGCUUUCUCGCGGCACCUGAGUUCUACGCACAGAAGCCAAUUCUUUCGCCCUUGCGCCGGCGGCACGACGAAGCAGGAGAACACGCGGAAGAUCUGAAGAAAACCGGCAAGAGCGAAGAUGACGAGGCACUCGAUCUACAGGGGACUUCUCUCACUGGCACCGCAGUCGCCAUUUCGGCGAAUGCGCUUGUGCCAUUGCCCAGUACAGUCGCACCUCUGGUGGAGAACGACCACGCCGCGUUUCGGGGCUAUUUUCUUGAGGUAGAUUUCUCUGUGUCCGGCACGUACGUGCAGAGCAGCAGCCCCCGCAGCCCGCGUUCCGAGGACGAAAACAAGUUGCAUGAGAUAACCGAGAAUGACAACGAGGAGCAGGAGCACCAUCAAAAAGAUGAAAAUGAUCUGGAUUACGUCGAGGGAGCACACCAGUCGAGCGCCCCAGUAGGAACUGCUGGUGAAGAUAGCAACUCGAUAAACUCAGCCGGGAAUUACUACAGCGACGGGCAACAAGACCAAAAUUCCUCUGAAGCUCCUCCCAGCCCCACCUCCUCCCGAGCGAACAGCAAGGGUAUGAACGUGCGAAUCCAGAAUACCAGCGACGCAGUCACGACUCCCCGAACAACAGCAGUCACGCCGCGAAAGUCCUACAAGCGUGCGUUUGGACGAAGGCGGAACAUUUUUCCGCGGAUUUCCAUCGGGUUUGCCCUCGACAUGAGGGCCAAGAAAGCCCCAGCCGGACAGGAGGAUGGCGCACCAGCCGCGAAAGAACUACAAACCGAAGAAAAUUUCACCGAUGCAGCAGCGGAGCCACAAAGUUAUGAGGACCUGGAGGAGACAGCUUACACGGUGUCUCUGGACCUUCGCGGAAACGAGGGAACUGAGACGGGUCCGCGGCACUACUUGAAGAUGCGCGGCCUGCGGUGUCUGGACUUUCAGUUUGACCUCGACCUCGUUAGCAGGACUGGAAGUACAAGUAGCACAGGGGACGACAACCAGCCAGCGCAUGAUGGCGAGGUGGAAAACAAAAGUAUAAACGACGAAACCAGUAACAUACGAUCGAGCACUCUAAGCCUGUGGGUUCGGCCGAAUUGGGUCAACGGCGAGGAGGUGGUGGUUUUGUCGGUUUUCAACCAGCGAAUUCCCGUCUUUUCUGCGGUGCUUCCGGACGCGCACUUCAUCCUUCACCCCGAGAACGAACAGAAAAUUUUCGCGUUGUUCGAUUGCGACUCGCCGAACACCAGUAUCCGCUGGAGGAAAGCGAACGAGCUCCCGCCCACGGUGGAAUAUUGGUAUAACCGGAGGGCGGGCGGCGUGCAGCGGCUGACGGAGCAGAUCAUCCAAGGACUGGCCUAUCCCGACCCGCGCGACGCAGUGGAAAUGAUGAGCCUGGCCAAUUACGACUUCGAAAGCAAAAUCACCUGCGUGCCCUGCUCCCCGUGGGCGCGCUUCUAUGCCGCGUCGGUGGGAGGUGUGGACCAGAUGCCAUUUCUGCUGCAGUACGAUUUCGAUUGGUUUGUUGACAUGCUGAUAAUUCUUCUAUCUCUUUCUCGUGCGUCUGCGUCCGUACCAAUAUGAAGAUUGUGAUUCCUUUACUGCAAAAUGAAAAUAUUAUCGAUUUUUACAUAGCAAAAAACAAAAAAUUAGGUAUCGUCCGCAGGCAAUGCAGUCUAGCACCAAGGGACCCUUGACGCGGUUAUUGGCAAACGACACGGGUUUCAGCGACGUCAUCCCGACCCUGCAGGGACUUGUGUCAACCUUCUGUGGCGUCUGGGAAUCGAACUGGAUAGAUCACGCCGGCGGAAUGAAAUACGGUUCUAAAGGCUCAGUUUUUUCCGUAGAAGACCGACUGCAAGUGAUCCCGGAUGAGUCUGCCGCCGUGGUAGAGACGUUGCUGCGGGAGAAAGCUGGUUACACGCUCUGUGCAUACUUUGGAUCCUGUCCACACCUGCGCGGGGAAAUCUUGCUAUUCCUGUUGCAACAACUUUCGGUCGGAGGAAGCGCUUUUGUAGACGAGCAGCGACAGAAGAGCAGUGGACUUUUAGGCUACAGUGGGAGUGGGGCCUACUCGUCUCCCAGAGGACCGGGCAGCAUGAAGAUGGUCAGCGAGGAGGAGCCCAGCGUCUUCGAGCACGCACUGGCCGCACAAGCGCGAGGGUUACUGUUGAUACAGUUACUGUUUUCUACAAGAACUUCUAGUUCUACUACGCCGCCAGAUGGUGGUGCGCCGGCUUUCGCUUUAGACGAAGAUCUGUCCGCUCUCGUACAGCUGACGGUUGUGCCGUUUUUGAAGAACGAGUUGGCGGAAAGAACGGUGACCGCCCUCGAGAGGCUGACCGGGCGGCCGUCGAAGCGAACUCAGGGGCGGAUUGCGCCUCUCGUGCAGCUGCUGAAAAAGAGCAUUGGAUCCUGUCUACAAAUUUUGCAAGAGCCCUUGUUACCGUCUCGCAACGCGGCGGAGAAGAAAUGGUCGCAGGCCCUUGCGGAGAUAGCGGAGACCGCCUACCUGGCUCGCGGUCUUGGGACCGCACGCACCGGGAGAUGAUGAAGAUGCUAUACAAACAUAGUUUGUAAAAAAGUUAAGGUUUAGUACAACCACAAUUUAGGAUGAAGAUCAAAAUCCUCUUCUGCACACGGAAUGACACAGGGUUUUUGUGAAAUCUCACUGAUCAUGUUGUCCUCUUAGCCAGUUCCAGGUAUUCCCCUGGUUCUGUAGCAACUCGAGCUAUACAUGUUGUAUCCCCACGCCCACCAGGUCGUCCAUUUGUACAUUAGAAUCACGACCGCAUUCCAGAUUGACCCGAACUAUCAAAGUCGAAUACAACAAAAGCUACUGUCAGUAGUUCUUGCAUAAUAUCCGCUAGGACUCACGGCGCGCAACUGUCGCACCUCAAGCGG
Messenger RNA from Amoebophrya sp. A120, 3633 nucleotides. The record is from the annotation of a GenBank genome assembly. Lineage: Eukaryota; Dinophyceae; Syndiniales; Amoebophryaceae.